Messenger RNA from Penaeus chinensis, 1869 nucleotides. Its product is annotated as procyclic form-specific polypeptide B-alpha-like. The record is from RefSeq and is a predicted model, not a curated record. NCBI's taxonomy places the organism in Eukaryota, Metazoa, Arthropoda, Malacostraca, Decapoda, Penaeidae. Bases 31 to 564 code for a protein of 177 amino acids. The transcript is spliced from 2 exons.
AUACGCCGCUGACUCUUCCCAUGGCAAAAAAUGCCGACACAAACACAGUCUACGAUGCAUAUAUAUAUAUACGACCGACCGGGAUCUUUCAGUCUCUUGCCUGCCUGCCUGCCUGUCUGCCUGCUUGCCUGCUUGCCACUACGGAUCUCUCUAUCAGCCAGCAUGCGUGUUGCUUGCCUCGCGGUGUUGCUGUGCCUGUGGGCGGCCACUGGGGUUGAGGGGAAGUCCUUCCACGCAGGAGUCGUUCCGGAGUCCAGAGUCGCCCGCCAGGCCAUGAGGCAAGACGGGGAGUCAAAAUUAGGGAGCAGCGAGGAAGACGCCGAUGCAGAACCGGAGGCUGAGGCCGAAGCGGAACCUUACCCGGAAGCAGAGGCAGAGGCAGAAGCAGAAGCAGAAGCAGAAGCAGAAGCAGAAGCAGAAGCAGAAGCAGAGGCAGAGGCAGAAGCAGAGGCAGAACCUUACCCGGAAGCAGAAGCAGAGGCAGAAGCAGAGGCGGAACCUUACCCGGAGGCCGAGGCGGAGGCAGAGCCAGAACCAGCAUCCAAGGAUUCAACGGCAGUGUAAAGUAUUCCUUGAGUCAAGAAACGAUAAGUGAUGGUUUAGAUUAGAGAUCGCCGUCUGCUUAGAUCUCGAGAAUCCAUUCCAAGCACCUUACAACACACCAAAGAUGUGGAGGUCUUCAAGCUUCGAUGUCAUAAGUCGGGAAUAAUAACACAAGUUGGGAAAACUGACUUAAUUUUGUUAUUCUAGAUCCGAGAAGAAACAUAUAUACUUCUUCAGAGGCAGCAUAGGGCUCAAGAAGCUUCGUUGAUGAAGAGUUCUUGUUAAGCCUGUAAGCUUUUCUUUCUCUGCUCAAAUGUAUGAAUAUAUUUUUUGUGGUUAUGUGUUGAGAGAAUAAUUUCCUUUCAUAAUUGCCAUUCAUCAAGAGAACAUGGAAAGUGAAAUAGGUUCCAAUUGAUUUUUUUGGACAUUGGUGAUAUAGAGUGAAUUAUCAUCUCUAUACCAGUAUAGUUGUAGUAAUUUCUACAAAGCCAUAUCAUGAAGUUGAGAAAUCAGAAUUUUAUCUUUUGCUAAGAGAGCAUUUUGAAAAUUGUUUGAAAAAAAAAAAAAUCGAAAUAUAUGAAAGAAUAAAGAUCAAUAACAGUCCCAUGAUUUUUUUCACUAUUACACAAACCCCCCCAAAACAUGCAGACUAGUCUUUCCUGUGUAAGAAUGAAAACGAUUCAUGGUUACUGGUUACAAAGCAAAAUAAAUGUGCCAGACAGUUAUAUAUCAAUUUAGAAAGGCAUAGUAGCAAAAAGGGUAAAGAGGGGUAUUAGUUAAUGAUUAAAUAUACUACACAUAUAAAGUCAUAAAGCAGUUCAGGAUAGCAUGGCAUUGAAAGGGGCAAAGAGGGUAUAAUGUAAAUGGAUUAAGGUAGAUAUUAGCAAGGGUGAUUAGAUGAGAGUUGUCAGAGGAAUAGAUAUGGGACUCUGCAAGGCUGUCUGUAGGUUAAGGUAUGGAUUAUUAACAGGAGAAAGGAGGCUUAAGGGCAAUUAGAUCACAGUUGUAAGAAUUAAAAGAGGCUUAAUUUGGGAAAGGGGAAAAAUAGAGCAAGUCAUGACACUGAAAUUUAUAUACCAAGUCAAAGAGAGGGAGAGGGAGUGGGAGUGGGAGAGAAUCGAUUUUAAAGACCAGCAUUUUAUGAGGUACAGCAUCACUUACAAAAUACAGUAUUCACACAUGUGCAGUAUAUGUUCAACUCUUUUUAACAUGUUAUUGCGACUGCUGGUUUUCAAAUUAUUUUUUUUACUCCAUAGUCUGUAUUGUCUAUCAAAACAAUCCUCAAUACCACAAUUAUAACAGGCAAAAUAAAUUCAUAGAAAUUGU